UCCUCAUAGCGUGGGAAAGACGCAAGCUGCCGGCAUCCGACUCGGGGAUUUAUGCUGCUAAUCUGAUUAGUGUAUGAUGGACGUGUCCAGUUGGAAGGAGAUGGAGGUGGCACUAGUCAGUUUUGACAACGCUGAUCAGAUCGUGGAGGAUCCCUGUUAUUCAAAUGACCUCAGCCCUGCUGCCCAGUCGCGGAAGGGCCAUCCCAGCUGCACCAACCUCCUCUCCAACUUGAGGAUCCUCAUCAACAGCGAAAACGCCAACAAUGAGACCAUUUUCUCCAGGUUCUCCGCUGAGUUCAGUGAGCACCUGGUUGGGGAGAGGGUGGGCAUGGAUGAGGGGGACCAACGAGUCAUCAUCAACAUCGCUGGGCUGAGGUUUGAGACGCGGCUCAAGACCCUCGACCAGUUCCCUGAGACCUUACUUGGGGAUCCAGAAAAGAGGAUGCGUUACUUCGACUCCAUGAGGAAUGAGUAUUUCUUUGAUAGGAACAGGCCCAGUUUUGAUGGGAUCCUGUACUAUUACCAGUCCGGUGGGAAAAUACGGCGCCCGGCCAACGUCCCCAUCGACGUCUUUGCUGAUGAAAUCACCUUCUACGAGCUGGGUGAUGAAGCCAUGGACCAGUUCAGGGAGGAUGAAGGGUUCAUCAAGGACCCUGAGACCCUCUUACCAACCAAUGACUUUCAUAGGCAAUUCUGGCUGCUUUUCGAGUACCCCGAAAGCUCCAGUGCAGCCAGGGGUGUAGCUUUGGUCUCCGUCUUGGUCAUUGUCAUCUCCAUCAUCAUCUUCUGCAUGGAGACCUUGCCGGAGUUCAGGGAGGAAAGGGAGUUUAAGUCCACCCAGGAGCUUUCUAAGAAUCUGACAGACACCUUGCUGGCCCACAGUACCUUCACGGACCCUUUCUUCGUCAUAGAGACUGCCUGCAUCGUCUGGUUCUCCUUUGAGCUGUUCGUCCGGUUCAUCGUGUGCCCCAGCAAGACUGAGUUCUUCAGGAACAUCAUGAACAUUAUCGACAUCGUGUCCAUCAUCCCGUACUUCGUGACGCUUACCACCGAGCUCAUCCAGCAGAGCGAACUCAAUGGGCAACAGAACAUGUCCUUGGCCAUCCUGCGGAUCAUCCGGCUGGUCAGGGUCUUCCGUAUCUUCAAGCUCUCCCGGCACUCCAAGGGGCUGCAGAUCCUGGGGCAGACCCUCAAGGCCAGCAUGCGGGAGCUGGGCUUGCUCAUCUUCUUCCUCUUCAUCGGCGUCAUCCUCUUCUCCAGCGCCGUGUACUUUGCAGAAGUGGAUGAGCCACAGUCCCAUUUCUCCAGCAUCCCCGAUGGCUUCUGGUGGGCCGUGGUCACGAUGACGACCGUUGGCUACGGAGACAUGUGUCCCACCACCUUGGGUGGGAAGAUCGUGGGGACUCUGUGCGCCAUUGCAGGCGUGUUGACCAUCGCGCUGCCCGUCCCCGUCAUCGUCUCGAACUUCAACUAUUUCUACCACAGGGAGACAGAGAACGAAGAGAAGCAAAUUCUGCCCGGGGAGGUGGAGCGAAUACUCACCAGCGUGGUGACGGGCAACGGCAGCAUGGAGUCGCUCAAUAAGACCAAUGGGGGCUACCCUCGAGACAAGGCCAAAAAAUGAUGGUCGAGGCCAUGACGGGACUGGGCACUGUCAGGUGGGAUUGGCUGGAUAAGGUAUAAAACAUCUGCAGGCUGUGAUUUUUCAUUUAAACCAAAUGUGCUGCUGCUUUUUUUUUUUUUCCUAGACAUUUUUCAAUCUCUGAUUUCCUGCGGCUGUUCAAAUAAAUACCAUCUUUCUUAUCUCUC
Molecule: messenger RNA, 1809 nt
Organism: Leptosomus discolor (cuckoo roller)
Lineage: Eukaryota; Metazoa; Chordata; Aves; Leptosomiformes; Leptosomidae
Gene: KCNA10
Product: potassium voltage-gated channel subfamily A member 10
Biological process (GO): protein homooligomerization; action potential; potassium ion transmembrane transport
Cellular component (GO): membrane; voltage-gated potassium channel complex
Molecular function (GO): delayed rectifier potassium channel activity; protein binding
Source: RefSeq, a predicted model, not a curated record